GCGAAGAGACGCGUGACCGUGCUAAAUCUGAAGGCAGGUAAAAGCAACAAACUAACUUUGAACAUACCAUCCAUCAUCCCCAAACCCACCCGCACCAACUAUCAUUUCCAUUUCCCCCUUCAAACCCCAUUUUGAUUCCACAAUUUUCUCCUCCUACCAGCUCUCCAAAUUCUCCUUCCCCUUCACAACUCUUCAUACAUACGAUACAUGUCUUUCUACAGUUGUUGAAGGAAAAAAAAAUAUGGCGAUAAUCGGAGAAGCACUCCGGCAAGCGUUUAUGCCGAAGCACGAAUACGAGUGUCUUCGUGAGGAAGACAAGGCAUUUAAUCGUCUUCAAAGGCCGUUUGUGAUCUGCAGUUUAACCCUAAUAUCACUUGCUAUUAUUGUCUGUACUAUAAUCAGCUUGAAAAUAGUGUUUCCUGUCGAUCCUGCCCGCCGGCCUUUCUGUGGUGACUAUCGUAUUCAGCCGCUUUCGAUUAAUUUUACUAAUAUAGCUGCUAGUGGUUCUGAAGGUGGUGGUGGUGGUACUGGUACUGGUACUGCUGGUGAUUCGGAUAGUUUUCCUGGUGCGUUUUACCUAACGAAUCAGGAGAUUGUGGAUUACUAUUGGAUGGUUGUGUUCAUUCCUUCAACGUUCAUUUUUGCGGUAUCGGCAGUGUAUCUAAUUGCAGGUAUUAUGGUCGCGUAUGCUGCUCCGAUGAGACAUGGAUGCUUGAAGGUUGUUGAGAAUAACUAUUGUGCUUCCAGAAGGGGUGGAGUGCGCUGUCUAUCAAUUCUCAAUGUUGCUUUUGCUAUCGUAUUUGGUCUGCUUGCACUGUUUCUUGGUUCUACCCUUCUCACUUUGGGGAGCAGCUGCUCAGCACCCUUGUUUUGGUGUUACGAGAUUGCUUCAUGGGGGCUGGUGAUUCUAUAUGGAGGGACUGCUUUCUUUCUAAGAAGAAAAGCUGCUGUAAUUCUUGAUGAAAGUGACUUCAGUGGGCGCAAUCUUGGAGUAGAAAUGCUUGAAGCAAAUCCAAUGGAAGUCACACCAGAUGUAGAGAGACGUGUGAAUGAAAGUUUCAAGGCAUGGAUGGGUCCUUCUUUCUUGUCCUCGGAUGAGGAGGAUGAAUCUGAUAACUACCAGGAAGUUCCAGCUUUAUCUCGUACCAUCUCUAGCCGGCUAAGACAAUAAUAUGAAGUUUCCUCCUGUUGGAUGCCUCGAGCAGUGAAUGAAAUAUUGUGGAAGGUCUAACUUGUGAUAUCUUACCCAAUCGCUUGCAUAGCAGAACUUUUGAACUGAGCAUGAGUGCUGCAGCAUCGGUUCAUUUUGGUAGAGUUUCAGGUUUUGUAUAGUUAGUAUGAGGGAACAUUGAUUUUCUCGGUGGUGGAAGGCUGGUAAAGUUGGAAGGAGAAGCAUGUAGGAACCUCUCAGUAAUUGAUUUGGAGUAGACUAACUAAUGCACGAUUCAUAGUAUUCCUAUGAGCGUUGCUUAGUUGUUGAUACUGAAUUUUGGAGUAGUUCCUUGUAGUUGUCUUGUCCUCGUACCACUUGAUAUAUAAGUGUUGACAUCUAGAACGAGCACAAAUUAGUGUAUAGCAUCUAUUUUUGGAUGAUAUACAACACAGUUAAAGUGAUACAAAAAAUAUACGUAUCAUGUUUUA
Messenger RNA from Solanum tuberosum (potato), 1641 nucleotides. RefSeq lists its product as uncharacterized. The record is from RefSeq and is a predicted model, not a curated record. Bases 242 to 1171 code for a protein of 309 amino acids. The transcript is spliced from 3 exons. Lineage: Eukaryota; Viridiplantae; Streptophyta; Magnoliopsida; Solanales; Solanaceae.